This is a messenger RNA of Mirounga angustirostris (Northern elephant seal), 8289 nucleotides long. RefSeq names its product supervillin (gene SVIL). Gene Ontology annotation, cellular component: cytoplasm; actin cytoskeleton. Bases 682 to 7407 code for a protein of 2241 amino acids. The transcript is spliced from 42 exons. Gene Ontology annotation, molecular function: phosphatidylinositol-4,5-bisphosphate binding; actin filament binding. NCBI's taxonomy places the organism in Eukaryota, Metazoa, Chordata, Mammalia, Carnivora, Phocidae. Gene Ontology annotation, biological process: actin filament severing; cytoskeleton organization; barbed-end actin filament capping. The record is from RefSeq and is a predicted model, not a curated record.
GCGCCCGGCGGCCGACACCCGGGGGCCCUACGAGUGAUACCCGGCGCCCGCCUGCCGCGCCGGGACUCGCGCGUCCGCGCUCGGGAACCGAGGCUCCCGGUCGGCCCUGGCCUGCCUCGCAACUUGCUCUGCUCCGGCUGCGGCGGCGAGUCUGCCGGGCCCCUCGCCGAGAGCCAGCUAGUGUGGGGACGGUGCCGCGGUCGCCGAGGUCCCGCGCCAGUGUGCGCCUCCCCGCCCGGCGCCGCUGCGGGGCGACCGCCACCUUCGUCGCCGCGGGGAACUUUGUGCGGGGGGAGGGGGGCCCGCCCGGCAGGUGGGCGACCGCGGCGGGCGAGCCGAACGGAGAGAGUUCGAAUAGAUGACUUUGAAGACUUACAGAGCUGAGAUAUGAAGAUUUUGAAGUCAUUCUAUAUCUGAAGCUAUGAUUUAAAUAUCAGCAUUACAAUACAACACCAAAAGCACAAGUGAAACAGAAAAAUAGAUUUCAACCAGAAAAACUUAAACUGCGUUGGAUUACCAAGUCAAAGAAAAGUUUCAAGCUUUCAGAAAGAAUUCUGGCUUGAAGAUAAAGAACAGCUUGCUAACCACAGAAGAAGAAUCGAUGCUAAGAUUUUAACUGCACUUCCGAAAGUUGCAGAAUUAAGAAAAGUCUUUGAACCAAAGAGGAAAGAAUUUUUAGAAAUGAAAAGAAAAGAAAGAAUUGCCAGGCGCCUGGAAGGAAUCGAAACGGACACGCAGCCUAUCCUCUUGCCAAGCUGCACGGGGUUAGUGACGCAUCGCCUGCUGGAGGAAGACACGCCCAGAUACAUGCGAGCCACAGACCCGGCCAGCCCCCACACCGGCCGGUCCAAUGAAGAGGAAGACGCUUCGGAUUCCUCGGUGGAAAAGCAGACCCGCUCCAAACUCUGCACCGAAACCUCGGGCAUCCAUGCUGACUCCUCCUGCGGUUCAGGUCUCAUGGACACCCAGGCUCUGGAGUCCAAAGCUGAGAGAAUCGCACGGUACAAAGCAGAAAGGAGACGGCAGCUGGCCGAGAAAUACGGGAUAGCGCUGGAUUCCGAAGCGGACUCGGAAUCGCCCUCCCGAUACACCAAGUCCAGGAAGGAUGCUGAUGCUGCUGACAAGAGGGGAGGGAAGGGUGACCGACAGGCCGAGCCAGGCAAAGAUUCGAGCUCUCUGUACUCCAGGCCCUGCGUGGUCGAAGCCAAGGACUAUGCCCUCCCCGGGGGCGACGGUCUUUCCGACACCGAGGUGCUGCUCAACGUGGAAAACCAAAGGCGGGGUCAGGAGCCCAGCGCCACCGGGCAGGCCCGUGACCUGGCCCCCACGGUGGAGAGUUCCUCAUCCUUUCCGUUCCCCGGGCGAGACUGCACCUUCAGUGAAGUGCCAAGGUCCCCAAAGCAAAUGCACAGCAUGUCCCUCUCUUCGCCUCGGCCACCCGCCUCCCCGAGCCACUCAGCGGGCGACCUGCCGCUUCCGUCUGAGGCCCGAGCCAGUACCGGGAAACCCAAACAUGAGUGGUUUCUCCAGAAAGAUUCCGAAGGGGACACACCUUCUCUUAUCAACUGGCCUUCCAGAGUUAAGGUUAGAGAAAAAAUGGUGAAAGAGGAGAGUGCUCGAAGCAGCCCCGAGGUGGCCUCCGAGCCCUUCACUCAAAGGAGACAUCAGCCAGUGCCCGUCCAUUGCUCAUCCUUUCAGUCAGAAAAUUCGGCCUUCGAUAGGGUCUCGAGCAAGGCAGCCAGCUCCACGGGACAGCCAAUCCGAGGCUAUGUCCAACCGGCAGACCCCAUUCACACGGCCACGCUGGUGACCUCAGAGAUCCCAGAAAAUUUAUCUGAAUGCAGCUGGGGGGGGUCAGCCACCCAGCAUGUCAGAAAGCCUCCCACCUUGAAGGUUCUAGAGAGUGAGAGAAGGGAUACCCCAGUUCUCCAUAUUUGUGAAUCGAAAGCAGAGGAAGAUACGCUCUUCACUGAAGCUCUUGAGAAAAGCAGGAAAUCACUUUUGGCUUUGGAGGAUCAUGGGCCUACGAGAAGCCACGAAGAUCCCUCUGGAAACAAAGACUUCGGCAAGCCUGCUGUGAGCACAGUCACCUCAGAACAUCAGAAGGAACCAGAGAGUCUGUCGCCCCCGCCUGCAGCUCAGCAACAACCCACGGAAAGGAUCAGCAGACAAGAAGUGGUUUUAUAUGUUCAGAGCCAGCCCGUGUCCCAAGAUGCCAGGGUGACAGGCCACAGAAAGGAAGGCCUGACGAAGAAACGCAAGGUCCUCACCCGCUCCCUGUCUGACUACACGGGCCCCCCUCAGCUGCAGGCCCUGAAGUGUAAGGACCCCACGUCCAGGCAAGAACCAGAGCCGCAGAGUUCCAAAGCUGAAGGGCCCCCCCCGGACGUCGGCAUGCUGGACAUGAAGGUGUCUGUCGCCCAGCUCCGAAAUGCAUUUCUGGAGUCUGUCAAUGCCAACAAGAAACCCGAACUCCAAUCCCGGGUGGAGAGGUCAACCGAAGGCGUUGGCUUGCCUACCGGUGUGGAACGGGAAAGAGGGUCCCGGAAACCAAGACGCUAUUUUUCUCCUGGGGAAAGUAGGAAAACUUCCGAGAGAUUUAGAACUCAACCUAUAACCUCAGCAGAACGAAAGGAAUCGGAUAGGUCUGCUUCGCAUUCAGAAAUGCCAACUGCUGAGGAUGAAGAAAAGGUAGACGAACGAGCCAAGCUGAGUGUCGCUGCCAAGAGGCUGCUUUUCAGGGAAAUGGAAAAAUCAUUUGAUGAGAAAAACGCUCCAAAGCGACGCUCCAGAAAUGCAGCCGUGGAACAAAGACUACGGCGGCUACAGGACAGAUCCCACACCCAGCCCGUUACCACUGAGGAAGUGGCCAUUGCAGCCACUGAACCUAUCCCUGCUUCGCGCUCUGUGGCCUCCCAGCCUGUAAUGGCAAGACUUCCUAGUCCCAGUGUAGCUAAGAGCACUGUACAGCCUGCCAGAUUACAGGCAUCUGCUCACCACAAAGCUUUAGCCAGAGACCAGGCAAAUGAGGGUAAAGAUUCUGCUGAACAAGGUGAACCUGACUCCUCCACUCUGAGCUUAGCAGAGAAGUUGGCCUUGUUUAACAAAUUGUCCCAGCCAGUCUCAAAAGCUAUUUCUACCCGAAACAGAAUAGACAUGAGACAGAGGAGAAUGAAUGCUCGCUAUCAAACUCAGCCGGUCACGCUUGGAGAGGUGGAACAGGUGCAAAGUGGAAAGCUCAUACCUUUUUCACCUACUGUUAACACAUCUGUGUCCACCAUGACACCUACAGUCAUGCCAAUGUAUGCAGGGGAUCUCCGGACAAAGCGGUCUGUGGACGACAACAUGAGUGCCACUGACUAUAAGUUUCCUUCUUCGAUCGAAAAUUCAGAUUCUCCGGUUAGAAGCAUCCUGAAGUCCCAAGCCUGGCAGCCUUCAGCAGAGAGUAGUGGGAGCAGAGGAAUGUUGAGAGAGUUUGCAGAGACAGAAAGCAAGAGAAUCCUGACAGGUGGAGAUGGUGGUAAAAAGUACGGGUCCUUUGAGGAAGCAGAGCCAUCCUGCCCUACCUUUAACAGAGUCCGGGAAGGAGACAGCCUUAAGGAACCCAAAUACGCUGUUCCAAGAAAGGGCAGCCUGGAACUAGCCCAUCCUCCCAUCGCCCACCUUGGUGAUGAACUGAAGGAAUUCUCCAUGGGUAAAAGCAUCACACAGGGGAGCCCGGACUUGAAGGACAGGCAGCCCUUUGAAGAGAAGGUCGACAUGGAGAAUGUCCCAAGAAGGAAGUUUUCGCUAAGAGCGGCAGAGUUCGGGGAGCCCGCUUCUGAGCAGACGGGCACAGCUGCUGGGAAGACUGUGGCCCCGACCGCAGCCCCCGUGUCCUGGAGGCAGCACGAUCCUGCAGAACCGGGGCAGGAGAAGUACUGCAGGAAUCCAUGUGCGAUGUUCGCUGCCGGAGACAUCAAAGUGCCCGCGGUGGAGGGCAUCCUUGAUUCAGCUAGCAAAACCAUGUCCAUUAAAGAAAGGUUAGCGCUAUUGAAGAAGAGUGGUGAAGAAGAUUGGAAGAACAGACUUAUCAGAAAGCAGGAGUAUGGCAAGGCGUCUGUCACCGGCAGCCUGCACAUACAAGAAGCAGAACAGUCCCUCAAGAAGAAGGAAGAAGGAGGAUUUGCAGAUGAUAGUGCCAUUUCUAAUCUGCUUUGGGAACCUGUAUAUGCUUCUACUUAUUCUCCUGCUAUACCUGCUGCUCAUAAACACCUGUCUUUUGUAUCUAUUAAUCAGCGGGUCACAGAAAGUCGAGAGAGCCAGAUGACUAUUGAAGAGAGGAAGCACCUCAUCACUGUAAGAGAAGAAGCCUGGAAGACAAAAGGCAAAGGAGCGGCCAACGACUCCACCCAGUUUACAGUGGCUGGCAGAAUGGUGAAGAAAGGUUUGGCAUCACCCACAGCCAUAACUCCAGUAGCGUCUCCUAUUUGCAGUAAAACAAGGGGCACUACACCAGUUUCUAAACCCUUGGAAGAUAUUGAAGCCAGACCAGACAUGCAGCUGGAAUCGGACCUGAAGCUGGACAGGCUGGAAACCUUCCUAAGAAGGCUGAAUAACAAAGUUGGUGGGAUGCAGGAGACCGUACUCACGGUCACUGGUAAAUCUGUGAAAGAGGUGAUGAAGCUGGACGAUGACGAGACCUUUGCCAGAUUUUACCGCAGCAUGGAUGACACUGUGCCUCGAAGCCCCGUGGAGCUGGACGAGGAUUUCGAUGUCAUUUUCGAUCCUUAUGCCCCUAAGUUGACCUCCUCUGUGGCCGAGCACAAGCGCGCAGUGAGGCCCAAGCGUCGGGUUCAGGCUUCCAAAAAUCCCUUGAAAAUGCUGGCAGCCAGAGAAGAUCUCCUUCAAGAAUACACGGAGCAGAGAUUAAACGUUGCCUUCAUGGAGUCGAAGCGGAUGAAAGUAGAAAAGAUGUCCUCCAACUCCAACUUCUCAGAAGUCACUCUGGCUGGUUUAGCCAGUAAAGAAAACUUCAGCAACAUCAGCCUGCGGAGCGUCAACCUGACCGAACAGAAUUCCAACAAUAGCGCGGUGCCCUACAAGAAGCUGAUGCUGUUACAGAUUAAAGGAAGAAGACACGUGCAGACCAGACUGGUUGAACCUCGAGCUUCGUCACUCAACAGUGGGGACUGCUUCCUCCUGCUCUCUCCCCAUUACUGCUUCGUGUGGGUAGGAGAGUUUGCAAAUGUCAUAGAAAAGGCAAAGGCCUCAGAACUUGCAAGUUUAAUUCAGACAAAGAGGGAACUUGGUUGUAGAGCUACUUAUGUCCAAACUCUUGAAGAAGGAAUUAAUACACACACUCAUGCGGCCAAAGACUUCUGGAAGCUUCUGGGAGGCCAAAACAGCUACCAGUCUGCUGGAGACCCAAAAGAAGACGAACUUUACGAAGCUGCCAUAAUUGAAACAAACUGCAUUUAUCGUCUGGUGGAUGACAAACUUGUCCCUGAUGAUGAGUACUGGGGGAAGACUCCCAAGUGCUCCCUUCUGCAGUCAAAAGAGGUACUGGUGUUUGACUUUGGUAGUGAAGUGUACGUGUGGCAUGGAAAAGAAGUCACAUUGGCACAACGGAAAAUAGCUUUUCAGCUGGCAAAGCACUUAUGGAACGGAACCUUUGACUACGAGAACUGUGACAUCAACCCGUUGGAUCCGGGAGAAUGCAAUCCGCUUAUUCCCAGAAAAGGACAGGGGCGACCUGAUUGGGCAAUAUUCGGGAGACUUACAGAACACAAUGAGACUAUUUUGUUCAAAGAGAAAUUUCUCGAUUGGACUGAGCUGAAGAGACCUAAUGACAAGAGCGCCAGCGAACUUGCCCAGCAAAAGGAUGAUCCUAGGGCCGAAGCCAAGCCGUACGAUGUGGCGCGGAUGGUGGUGGUGCCCCAGGUGACAACAGGCACCGUGCUGGACGGGGUGAACGUGGGUCGUGGCUACGGCCUGGUGGAAGGGGACGACAGGAGGCAGUUUGAGGUUGCCAGUGUCUCGGUGGAUGUCUGGCACAUCCUCGAAUUUGACUACAGCAGGCUCCCCAAACAGAGCAUCGGGCAGUUCCACGAGGGAGACGCCUAUGUAGUCAAGUGGAAGUACAUGGUGAGCACCGCAGUGGGAAGUCGACAAAAGGGAGAGCACUCGGUACGGGUGGCUGGCAAAGAGAAGUGUGUCUACUUCUUCUGGCAAGGCCGGCAGUCAACCGUGAGCGAGAAGGGCACGUCGGCUCUGAUGACGGUGGAGCUGGAUGAGGAGAGGGGUGCCCAGGUCCAGGUUCUGCAGGGAAAGGAGCCCCCCUGCUUUCUGCAGUGUUUCCAGGGGGGCAUGGUGGUGCACUCUGGGAGACGGGAAGAGGAAGAAGAAAAUGCACAAAGCGAGUGGAGGCUGUACUGUGUGCGAGGAGAAGUGCCCGUGGAAGGAAAUUUGCUGGAAGUGGCCUGUCACUGUAGUAGCCUGAGGUCCAGGACUUCCAUGGUUGUCCUCAACGUAAAUAAAGCCCUCAUUUACUUGUGGCACGGAUGCAAAGCCCAAGCCCACACGAAGGAGGUUGGAAGGACUGCAGCAAAUAAAAUCAAAGAACAAUGUCCCCUGGAAGCAGGACUGCAUAGUAGCAGCAAAGUGACAAUACACGAGUGUGACGAAGGAUCCGAGCCCCUGGGCUUCUGGGACGCUUUAGGAAGGAGAGAUAGGAAAGCCUACGACUGCAUGCUUCAAGAUCCUGGAAAUUUUAACUUCACACCCCGCCUGUUCAUCCUCAGCAGUUCCUCCGGGGAUUUCUCAGCCACGGAAUUCAUGUACCCCGCCCGAGACCCCUCUGUGGUCAAUUCCAUGCCCUUCCUGCAGGAAGAUCUUUAUAGUGCACCGCAGCCAGCUCUUUUCCUUGUUGACAAUCACCAUGAGGUGUACCUCUGGCAAGGCUGGUGGCCCAUCGAGAACAAGAUCACCGGUUCGGCCCGCAUUCGCUGGGCCUCCGACCGGAAGAGCGCCAUGGAGACCGUGCUCCAGUAUUGCAAAGGGAAAAAUAUCAAGAGGCCUCCCCCCAAGUCUUACCUUAUCCACGCUGGUCUGGAGCCCCUGACGUUCACCAACAUGUUCCCCAGCUGGGAGCACAGAGAGGACAUCGCUGAAAUCACAGAAAUGGAUACGGAAGUUUCCAACCAGAUCACCCUUGUGGAAGAUGUCUUAGCCAAGCUCUGUAAAACCAUUUACCCACUGGCCGAUCUGCUAGCCAGGCCACUGCCCGAGGGAGUUGAUCCUCUGAAGCUUGAGCUUUAUCUCACUGAUGAAGACUUUGAGUUUGCACUAGACAUGACGAGGGACGAAUACAAUGCACUGCCCGCCUGGAAGCAGGUGAACCUGAAGAAAGCAAAAGGUCUAUUCUGAGCGGGAGAGAUGCUGGAGGAACCUCUGUCGUCACUUUCAAUACCAUUGGACCAGGGAAAUGGGUAUUUUUUUUUUUUUUUGGACUGGUAUUUAAAAAAAAAAAAAAAAGAUUUUUUAAUCAGUUUUCCAAAACCUAAAGUUAUUAGCUCUACUGCUUGUCCCAGAUUUGUGUAUUUUGUAAAUGUUUAAGCGGACCCUUUGGAAACUCUCUUUCCACGAUUCAGCAGGUAAUGUCAAUAAAGGCGUCCCUACGUGCACGUGUGCGGCAACUCCCGCACUUGCCCACUUUUUUGGAAGCAAUUCUCUUUAUAAAGUGUUAUUUUGAUAGUUUGUGGGUUCUAAAAUAUAUAUAUUUAUAUAAACACCAUAUAAGUCAAAUAUGUAUUUAACAAAGCAAUAUGUAUUCAUUCACUCUUAAGAUUGUUUUUCUUUUGGUGUCAAAAUAAUACUGAACGGUAGAUGGAAUUGCUUCUGUGAAAUUAGCUCUGGCACCCCUGCGUAUCUUCACACACGUUCAGAAACGUCUCCUUCAGCAUUAAGUCUGACUUGUUCUGAGUGCUGCUUCCGGUGCUAAAACGAACAAAUGGAUUUGUACUUCCUGGCAUGGGCUCUGAAGAAUCUGUGCGCAUCCACCUUUCUACCUUAAUAUCGCCCCAAAAUGUAUAGUGCCUUGUUUUUAUGUACAGUUUAUAUACAGAAAAGUUUGCUCUGCAUUUUUUUUUUUGAUGGUUUGGAACAUUAUCUCCAAUUUUACUCUAAAAUAGUAGAAAUUUUAAAAAAAUCUCAAGUUUCUAAUACCUGUUGUAAACACAAAACAUGUCAUUUUGCGACACAGGACUCCAAAAUAAAAGCUUCGAGAAUAAACACAAUAAUUAAUUGUUU